AUGCUGAAGCUCCUCUCCUCCUCCUCCUCACGCCUCCAUCCCCGAGCUCACAUUCAGCCCCAUCAUCAAACCCACGUAAUCAGACUCUGCUCCACAAUCCCCAUCUCCGAAAAUCCAACCUCAAAUUCCUUCAAUCUCCCAUUAGUUUCAGACCUCAUAGCAAACCAACGCUGGUCGGAGCUCAAAACCCAUCUCAAAGACUCAACCUUUAUCACAGUUCUUCACCAACUGCUCGAUUUCAGAGCUGACCCGGAGCUCAUCCGCAGGUACUUGAAUUGGGCCCAGGCCCACAAUGCUCCAACCAAUAUUGAAAUCACUUGCAAGUUGUUGCAGGCACUCUCGAAUGCGAAGAAGUAUCCAAAGAUGAGAGCUUUCUUGGAUGAUUUUGUUAGGAGGAAUGAGAAGCAUUCGGUUUCUUCGAUUUUUCACAUGCUUUUGAUGUGUAAUGAUCAAUUUUGUGUUAAUUCAGUUAUAGUUGAUAUGCUGGUGUGGGCUUAUGUUAAGAAUUCGAAGACCAAUUUGGGUUUGGAGGCGUUUCAGAGAGCUGGGGAUUAUGGGUUUAGGCUGUCAACAUUGUCUUGUAAUGCUUUGUUGAGUGCUUUGGUGAAGGAAAAUGAAUUUGGGUAUGUGGAGUUUGUGUACAAGGAGAUGAUUAGGAGGAGGAUAGCAGCGGAUUUGUAUAGUUUCAAUAUUGUGAUUAAUGGGUUGUGUAAAGUUGGGAAGUUGAACAAGGCAAAGGAUGUUAUGGAUGAUAUGAAGGCUUGGGGUGUUGCGCCGAAUGUGGUUACUUAUAAUACUAUCAUCGGUGGGUAUUGUAAAUUGGGUGGGUUGGGGAAAAUGCAUAAGGCUGAUGCCAUGUUGAAGGAGAUGGUGGCGAGUAAAAUCUGUCCGAGUGAGACUACGUUCAAUAUUUUGAUUGAUGGGUCCUGUAAAGAUGACGAUGUAGCAGCUGCGUUUAAGGUAUUUGAAGAAAUGAGGAGAGAGGGUUUGAAACCCAAUGUGGUUACUUAUAAUUCACUGAUUAACGGGUUAUGCUGUGAUGGGAGGCUUGAGGAGGCUUGUGGAUUGCGGGAUGAAAUGCUUGGUUUGGGUUUGAAGCCAGAAAUAGCAACCUACAAUGCACUUAUAAAUGGGUUUUGCAAGAAGAAGAUGCUGAAGGAAGCUAGAGAGCUGUUUGAUACCAUUUGUGAGCGAGGCUUGGUAGCCAAUGUCAUAACAUUCAAUACACUAAUUGAUGGUUAUUGUAAGAAUGAGAUGGAGGAGGAAGCAUAUGCAUUGCAUAACAUGAUGAUAGAGAGAAGGGUUUUCCCAAACACGUCAACAUUUAACUGCUUGAUAGCUGGUUCGCUUACAAAGGGAAACAUAGAGACAGCCAAGAAGUUCUUACAGCAAAUGGAGGCUAAGGGCGUGAAAGCUGAUUGUAUAACAUAUGAUAUACUGAUAGAUGCAUUAUGUAAAGAUGGAGAGCCAAGAAAGGCAGAAAGACUAUUGAACGAGAUGUUCACAAAGGGUUUGAGCCCAAGGCAUGUGACAUACAAUACUUUGAUGGAUGGCUACUGCAGGGAAGGAAACCUGAAGGCAGCUUUGAACUUGAGGGCUCGGAUGGAGAAAGAAGGGAAACGAGCAAAUAUAGCAACAUAUAAUGUGCUGAUCAAGGGAUAUUGUAUGCAGGACAAGCUUGUAGAUGCGAAUGAACUUCUAAAUGAGAUGCUGGAGAAAGGUUUGAUCCCAAAUAGAACUACUUAUGAAAUAGUAAAAGUGGAAAUGAUGGACAAAGGCUUUGUUCCUGAUAUAGAUGGACACCUGCAUAAUAUCUCUAGCUCUUGACCAUGAAAAUGAGGAAUUGAAAAUUUGUUUCUGUCUUACCGUAAUCAAAGUGUUUCUUUGAUGUAAAGGGGGCAUCCAGCAUCCUUACCCACAGGUGAAGGUGAUAAGUAUCUGAUGAACUAGAAUAGGAGGAAAAGCAUCUUUCAGAUAACCAUUGCGGCACCACUGAUCAUACCAAAAGAUGCACUCUUGUGCCUUCUAUCCCCUCUUCUAUCCUAUUUGUCUUUUGUGGAUGUUGGGGAAUCUUUCAUAUCAAUCCUCGUAUGCCAUGGCUUUCUAGCCUUGAGAAACUCUUUGAAGGAAGCAAACAGGGUGCUUGAUAUGUGUAGUGCAACUCAGCUCCAUUCAGCUUAUAACAAGAUUGUAGCAUAAGAAUAACAUGAGCUGAAUUCAUGCCAUCAUUAAGACAUGUUCUGAAGACUAGUUCUCCUUGGGGAGAUGUUUGAUUAGACACUCGGCUUCCUCUUCUUCCCUUCAUGAGGUUGAAAUAUCUCAGGUUUGACCGUUUCUUCUUUUGGAGCUGUAAUAUCUGGUUCAAACAAAUUCCCAUGCCAAAAUUGCUGGGAAGAGCUAAGAUAUGCAUCACUCAUUUUUAACUUGGGUGGCUGAUAUUAACUAUAGAGUUCUUAUUUGUAAAUACAUUCCCAGUCAAGCAUAAAGAUCUGAAUCUUCAAAUUUUUGUUUCCUACC
Molecule: messenger RNA, 2517 nt
Organism: Fragaria vesca subsp. vesca
Lineage: Eukaryota; Viridiplantae; Streptophyta; Magnoliopsida; Rosales; Rosaceae
Product: pentatricopeptide repeat-containing protein At1g09820-like
Exons: 1
Coding region: 1-1827 (608 amino acids)
Molecular function (GO): protein binding
Source: RefSeq, a predicted model, not a curated record